Rubroshorea leprosula is the source of this 966-nucleotide messenger RNA. The record is from the annotation of a GenBank genome assembly. NCBI's taxonomy places the organism in Eukaryota, Viridiplantae, Streptophyta, Magnoliopsida, Malvales, Dipterocarpaceae.
CUGUUUUUUCAAGCCGGAUGGCAUCGAUAAAGGGAAGGUAACAAGAGAAAGAGAAGAGCAUGAGCCUCAGCCCAAAAUUGCGUAAAAUUGUGUCAAAGGUUGAGGAUUCAAAGCAAGCUGCAACCACUGUGGGAUCCAAGAAGCCUGCGAAGAAGGAAGAUGGAGUUCUCACUUCAAUUCAGCCAAAAAAGCUCUUCGGAGAAAAAUCAGCUCCAGCAAAAAAACCCCUGAAACUUGGCAGGAUUGUUGCGAGCCGGUACAGUCAGAACCUCACUUCAAAAGAUGCCAGAAAGAGAUCUUUUCCGGAGAAUGAUAAGGAAAAGAGCAAUAGGUGUCGUGCAAAUGCUGUUGAUUCUUGCCAUACCGAGAAGAGUGAAAGCAGAGUGAAGAGGAGAUGGGAAAUUCCUUGUGGAGUGUUGGUUUUCAAUAAUGAAGUUGAAGCCGAAUACCCGUGUCCAGUCACUUAGGCCACCGAUGUUCUACCAAAGAUUAUGACAAUCAGGUGUGUUGUCGAGGUUCCCCGUGACUCUGGUCCGGCUAAAUGGGUGGCAGAGUUGGUGGGAGGAAAUCAUACUUCGGCAGUGAUGAAGAGGCAGAGGCCUCUGCUUUUCAGUUUCUAAGUUUUGUAGAGGAAGAAGAUGAAGAAGAAUGUUGAUUGGUUCGGAUUCUGGGGAAUGUUUUCAGCUGUGGAAUUAUGGGUUUCCGGGUUUGGAGCCAAAACACUUGUUAUGGGGUCUGAGAAUCGUUUUUCAUUUUCUGUCAGUUGACAUGUAAUUUCCGACUUGGAUUUUCUGUCUCUGUUCUGCAAUAUUAAGAAUGAUAAUUGUAUACUGUAUUCUGCCUUUGUGCUUUCCUGAUUCUUUUCUGUUGGAGAAAAUGUCAGUUACUUUCAACCCAAAUGCAAUAGAGUUUGAAAAGAGGAAAAGAUAACAUAGAUUUACACAGAAAUCAAACACUAUUGGGUAU